UAACCAAUUUUUUAUUGUUGCAGAUAUGGUGAAAGGCAAAGAAGGAACAGCGCAGUAGAGCUAACUGGCAUUCAGCUUCUAUCAGCUACAUUUAUUCAGUUGAAGAAGCCCUACCAGCAGCUGCUCAUACCAAUGACCAUCUACAUUGGUGUUGAGCAGGCUUUUAUCAGUGCAGAUUUCACUCAAUCAUAUGUAUCAUGUGCAAUGGGUGUUAACAAUGUUGGAUUCGUCAUGAUCUGCUUUGGAGUUGUCAACGCAAUUUGCAGUUUGUUGUUUGGAAGUGUCAUGAAAUACGUUGGCCGAGUGCCCAUCAUGAUCUUAGGAAUCUCAGUUCAUGCAGCAGUACAAAUAUUUCUGCUUCUAUGGAGGCCGCAUCCAGACAACCCACUACUCUUCUUCAUGGCUUCUGGCCUUUGGGGAGUGGGCGAUGCUGUUUGGCAAACCCAAGUCAAUGGUUUGUACGGUGCUCUUUUCAGGAGAAAUAAGGAGGCCGCAUUCUCCAACUACCGUCUAUGGGAAUCUGUAGGUUUUGUCGUCGCUUAUGCUUAUUCCACUCAGCUUUGCGCUCGUAUGAAGCUGUAUGUCCAGCUAGCCAUCUUAGUUUUUGGUUUCUUGCUAUACUGCGUAGUGGAAAUCCACCAUAUGCGCAAACUGAGAAAGCAAAAGAUAAAGGAAAAGAGAGCCGCAGAAUUGGCAGCCAAAAGGCAGGCAGCAAUCGAUCAAGAACCAGAAACGACAGAUGAUGAAAAGGACGACAUCGACGAUGAAAUCAUUGUAACGCAUUUGUAGUAGACUUGGGGUUUAUUAGGCAUUCCUUAUUGGGCAUAGGCUUCUAAUUUAUUUCACAAAAAAACGAAAUACGGUGGUACACUGUGUUCAAAUAUAUUAGUGGGGCCAGUGCACGAUGCAGCAAGAAAACGACAUUUUCCAUAGGCGGUUUCUGUCCUAGAAGAUUUAGAUUUAUAAAGCAGUAUUUUUCUUUCAGUGAUUUCACUAUCUCGUAGAUUGUAUUACUUUAGGAGCAAAUUCUGUUAUAGAAACAAUUAUUUUUUCGUAGAUUAUUUGCACAUUGAGAUGCCAGUAAUAUCAAGCAAAAAAUACUACAGCUAUUAGACUUAUCAAUGCAUUUUUUGUUUGGUCGCACAUCUCCUUGUGCAACUAUAUUUUUAUUUUGUAAAUAUAGAAACGUUAUUAUAAGUAGGCAUGUUUCCUUCCGAAUUAAAAACUCAAACUAAUUAAAACCUUCUUAAAAAGUAUUAAAGUAAGAAAGUCAAAUUUUCGGUCGGUAUAUUGAUCUUGCAAACUACCUAUACCUAUAUACACAAAUAUUUAUAAAUAAGUGUUUAUCACUGCUACAGUCUGUGAUGAUCAAAAUACAGGAAACGCGAUACUAAAAGUUGGAAAACUAAGCAUUCAACCUUUUAUUUUCAAAGGGUAUUUAGUUUAUCCAACAAAUCACUAUUCGAUUUCGACAUAUGAUUACUGCAGCUCCAAGUUUUUAUCGGUUGAUGUUCUAAAAUUAUUUUGUGCCAUUCUCAUUUUGUGUUAAUACAAAAAUGCUAGUAAUUUUUUGAGUUUUUAAGGAUCCAAUUAGCGUUGUAGAAAACCCCAUUACCAUUAUAUUGAAUUAGUACUUUAUAGUUGAAGGUCUAUAAGUGAAAAGUGUUGAGUUGGACGCCAUUCAAUCUGUUUCGUCCAAAAUUUUAAUAUCUAUUGUUUGUCCUUAUCAAGUCAAUUUUUGUUUAAUGGAAAAGCAUAAUUAAGUUGAAAAGGUGAGAAACUUUUAUUGUUAUAUAGGUUUAUUUAUAAAUAUUUUAUUUUAUUUCCUGAUAUUACUUGUUAUAUAUAUUAUUGAAAACUUGUACAGUAAAGUCCUUAACCUAGGUAGAAAUAAAGCUAUGUAUAUUGUUAGGAUCCUACUCAAACAUGUAAAUUUACUAAGUACUCAGUAUUCUUAGAGCAAUACUGUAAAUUAUAAUAAACAUCUUGAACCGUUA
Molecule: messenger RNA, 1997 nt
Organism: Dendroctonus ponderosae (mountain pine beetle)
Lineage: Eukaryota; Metazoa; Arthropoda; Insecta; Coleoptera; Curculionidae
Product: UNC93-like protein
Exons: 5
Coding region: 133-789 (218 amino acids)
Biological process (GO): transmembrane transport; regulation of muscle contraction; regulation of potassium ion transport
Cellular component (GO): striated muscle dense body; plasma membrane
Molecular function (GO): potassium channel regulator activity; transmembrane transporter activity
Source: RefSeq, a predicted model, not a curated record